Cuscuta campestris is the source of this 919-nucleotide messenger RNA. NCBI's taxonomy places the organism in Eukaryota, Viridiplantae, Streptophyta, Magnoliopsida, Solanales, Convolvulaceae. The record is from the annotation of a GenBank genome assembly.
CCAUCUGCAUGAAGUAGAAGUUUAUAUUCAUUUAACUCCUUACCUUCCACGGAUGACAUCUUUCCCAAAACGCAGAUGGGCCCAAUUAACUGGGCCAUGCACUUCAGUGGCGAAAACCCCUCGUCAAACAUUGGGAAUCUUCGACCGCUUCAUUCACCAAUCGCUUCGUCUUUCACGUCUUUUAACCGCAUUCAUCAUUUCCCAACUAUCCCUUCCCCUUUCACUAUAAAUGGGAAAGGAUGGUUUGUUGCUAGUUCAUCCCUUUCUGAUUUCUUCGCCAUGGCAAGUAAAUCUCAGAGUAAAGUCGUCAUCAACUUAACCCUUUCCGGGACAUCUUCCUCAGAUGAUGAUUUCUCCACCUCCCCGGCUCAAUCCAACAACAUGGCUAGGUUGAGUCCUGGCGAGUUCUCAAGACUUUAUCCAGCACCUCGUCUUCCCGCACCAUCUUCUCCUAGUCCACCCAGGCUUCCAUCCGAGAGGAUAGACUGGGACUCUAUGACCCUCCAAGACUUCGCCUUAUACCAGAGGAUGCGCAGGGCUAAACUUGAGCGUUCUCUGCCGAUUGUCGAGGCGGAACCUUCACGUGAAAGCCGGACUACUUCUCCAAACCUGUUGAAGUCUCUCAAUGAUGGUUCUUCAUUGGGAACACCAGCUCCCCGUACUGGGACGUGGGAAGACUAUGAGAUAGAGGAAGCUGCUGACUCUGUCGCAUGCUCCUCGUCAAAGAGAAGGAGCCCAUGGAAGGGCCCCCCACCUCCUUCUUGUUGACUGCAUGGAUGCAAUAGGCCCUCCUUCAGUGCCUAGCCCCCUGCAAAUUGAAUUUCUUUUCCUUGUUUUAUUUCAAGAGGGAUUCACUUGUUUGGUCCAGGAGUUUUCCCUGCGUCCCAAACUAAGGAAUGUCCCCAGACUAGGAAUUAUC